Molecule: messenger RNA, 2038 nt
Organism: Cuscuta europaea
Lineage: Eukaryota; Viridiplantae; Streptophyta; Magnoliopsida; Solanales; Convolvulaceae
Source: the annotation of a GenBank genome assembly
AGUGAUAGAUCAUUAUUACAAUCUCAAACCAGCCAUGGCAACCUCACAUGAAUCACUCCUCAAUUCUCCCACUGGAAAAACAAAGAGAACUUCUUUCAAAGCUCUCUACAUCUUUCUCUGCUUAGCAGCUAUAGCAGGCUCGGUUGCUUUGGUUUCAUUCUGGGCCGUUCAUAGACAGUCCCCUUCUUCUCCUUCUUCAUUGAAAGCCCAAGUCUGUGAUAAGGCCCAUGAUCGAUCAUCCUGCUUGUCUGUUGUGUCCGAGGUGGCAUCCACCGACACAACCGCCGCACGUAUGCUACAGUCCGUUUUAUACUCAUCUUCACGGCGAGUCCGUGACGCCGUCGAGCUGUCCACGAAUGUCAACCGUCGGGUCAACGACCGGAAGGUCCAAGCGGCUCUGGAGGACUGCAUAGAGUUGUUGGACUUGUCUUCGGACAGGCUAAUGGACUCAAUGGUGGCCCUGGGGAACCUCUCGACGGCACAAGCCCAUUCCGAUGCCCACACUUGGCUAAGCAGCGUCUUAACGAAUCACUACACUUGCUUAGACGGGCUUCAGGAACCAGCCCGGGCCAUAAUGGAGCCCGUUCUGAAAGACUUGAUGGCCCGGGCAAGCUCAGCGUUGGCCGCUUUGGUUGCGGUGGCGCCGUCAAAGGUGGACGAUCUCCGGCCUCUCGGUGGCGAGUACCCGACGUGGGUCAGCCCGAGAGAUAGGAGGCUUCUGGAAGCCUCGGCGGGGAACGUGAAUGCCAAUGUGGUGGUGGCGGCGGACGGGAGUGGGAAUUACAAGACGGUAGCGGAAGCGGUUGCGGCGGCGCCGGAUAAUAGCAAAACGCGGUAUGUGAUAUACGUGAAGAAGGGGACGUACAAAGAGAAUGUGGAGAUCGGGAAGAAGAAGAUAAAUGUGAUGCUGGUCGGGGAUGGGAUGGACGCUACGAUCAUCACGGGCAGCUUGAACGUUAUUGAUGGAUCGACAACCUUCAGAUCUGCUACAGUUGCUGCCGUUGGGGAUGGGUUCAUAGCCCAAGACCUGUGCUUCAAAAACACGGCCGGCCCGGAGAAGCACCAAGCGGUGGCGCUACGUGUCGGAGCAGAUAAAUCAGUCAUCAACCGCUGCAAAAUCGACGCCUUCCAAGAUACUCUCUACGCCCACAGCCUCCGUCAGUUCUACAGGGAUUGCUACAUCACCGGCACCGUUGACUUCAUCUUCGGCGACGCUGCCGUCGUGAUCCAAAACUCAAAAAUCAUCGCCCGAAAGCCCAGUGCCAAUCAACAAAACAUGGUGACGGCCCAAGGAAGGACAGACCCAAACCAAAAUACCGGGACAUCGAUCCAAAGUUGCAAUGUGAUACCUAGCACGGACCUGAAGCCCGUUUUGGGCAGCAUAAAAACAUACUUGGGCCGGCCCUGGAAGGAGUAUUCCAGGACUGUUUACUUGCAGUCCAAGAUUGGGAACCACAUUGACCCAACUGGUUGGGCCCCUUGGAGUGGCGACUUUGCACUGAACACGUUGUACUACGGCGAGUAUAAGAACUCUGGGCCAGGAUCAGACACUAGCAAAAGGGUGAAAUGGGCUGGAUACCACAUCAUCACCGACGCGUCGGAGGCCCGAAAGUUCACGGUGGAGCAGCUCAUCCAAGGCAGUUCGUGGUUGCAGGAUACCGGCGUGACCUAUACGGAGGGUCUGUAGAGAGUGAAAAAUUUCAGUCCGCUAUUUAAAAUAAAGAAUUUGAAGUAGUGCCGACCACCGAGUAUAAAUAAAGUUGAGUAAUUUGGUAUUUGAAUUCCAAUUUAUUCCACAUAUUGGAUGAUAUAUCCUACGUUAUAAAUCCGUUGUAAUGCACUUGAUUUCAGCUAUUAAUGCUUAAUUCACUUGUGCAUUUGUUGUUUGCAAUGACCAAAUCCUUCAUUGAGUGGUGUAUAAGCAACAACGUGAUUAGGCACUUACUUAAUUAAACGCUAAAGUUUAUCCACCUUCAAUGCAUAUCCUUAUACUAUCCGCGCGUAUUCACUAUGUUAAUCCAAUUUUUCCGUGCAAUCC